Python bivittatus (Burmese python) is the source of this 2315-nucleotide messenger RNA. RefSeq names its product rhomboid domain containing 3 (gene RHBDD3). NCBI's taxonomy places the organism in Eukaryota, Metazoa, Chordata, Lepidosauria, Squamata, Pythonidae. The record is from RefSeq and is a predicted model, not a curated record. Gene Ontology annotation, molecular function: serine-type endopeptidase activity; protein binding.
GCUAACGUCCUCCCGGUCUUUCUGCAGACCGCGACUGCGCAGGCGCAAGGCUUUCCCAGCACAGGCCGCUACCACCGCACGGCGGAGAGGAGGGGGUCUCCACGGGCGCCUGUUUCCUCCCGUUCCUGCGCUUCUCUUCAGAAAAAUAAAAUAGAGCCACAAAGACGAGGGAAAGGUCGAAAACCUCUUCCAGAAAUGUCUUGAUUUCUUCAGUGCCUUCUGGUGUGUGGCCUUUUUCAGCUGGUGCAGCCAAACCCUUGAGUUCAUCUUUUAGGGGCAUGCUAAUCCAGAGGCUGAGGUGGGUCCGGCAUCCCCCGCUCGCUUCCUCUAUCUUGAUGCUGCUUCUCGGCCUCUUCUGGGUGACGGGGGUAGAAGAAAGCUUCAUUUUAUCGCCCGGCUUGCUAACCAGCCCUUUUCAAGCCUUCCGCCUGGUGACUUACUGCCUGUGCCACGCCAACGCCCCCCUCCUUGCCACCAGCUUGCUCUUCUUCCCGCUGCUGGGCUGGCACCGAGAGCUGCAGCAAGGCACCCUUGGCUACCUCCAGGCCGCCGGGCUGGGCGCUGCCCUCUCAGCCCUGCUGUACCUCCUCCUUGCUGGACUCUGGGGAGCUGAACCGCACGCCGCCGUCAGUGGCUACAUCCCUGUCCACCUGGCUCUGCUGGGGUGCCACGGAAGGCGCUCGGGGUGGUUCUCCGUGGCUCUGUUGGCUGGAUUGCUCUUCGGGCUUGGGGAGAUCCUGUCCCCCCGUUCUCCCUUCCUCCUGCACCUCUCUGGGCUGCUCACAGGUCUAGCCUACUGUGCUGGGACAUCGUUCUCCUUGGGACUAUCCAAGAGAUGCCUGGAAAGACUGUGGGACGGGAUCCCACGCUGGAGCCACAUCAGAUGCUUUCUUCCUCACUUCGUCAGGCCCUUGGCAUCCAGCACCCUCCCGACCACAGCCAGAAAGGAAAGGAUUCCUGCUCAGGAGAUGUUCCCACCCAACUUGGCAGGGAUGGUCGCUAUCCAGGUACCCCCUUCCCCAUCUUGGACAGAUGGAAGCGCAGCCCAGGAAUCCCAGCUGUUGUUUCCUUCUACCUCUCUGCAACCCUUCUCAGCCCUCCCCGGGGCUUCGGACAUGCCUUUCUUCGCCUUCCCAACGGAGGAAGAGCUAAUACAAGCGGGAAUCCAGGCCUCUCUGCAAGAUAUAGGUGAAGAAGAAGUGAAGCUGCCCAAAUCUUCUGUCUCUUCCCUCCGGCUCCAGCAACUGCAGAGGAUGGGCUUCCCAACAGAAGAGUCUGUGAUAGCUCUGGCAGCUACUGGCCACGUGGAAGGCGCCGUCUCUCUGCUGAUUGGAGGCCACGUCGGCGGCAGAGCCGUGGUGACGGCAGAGAACCGCUCAGUGCCUCACACACAGCCUCAGUCGAGCCCCGAUCAAUGAGGAGAUCAGAGGUGGCCAACUGCUGGCAUUUCAGCAUCGGGCAUACCAGGAAGAAACGGAGGGGUGAAGAAUGCCACAAGAUAGAGGGGUGCGUUGCAAAAUUGAACCUGGUGCUGCAAGAGCACAGAAGGAUCGUUGUAGGGUACCAUGUAACCCAAAAAGCAGGUUGACUGCAUAUUCUCCAGGGGAAAUGCAGGUUCCUCUUCCAGUCCCGCCUGCAUUACUGGGAUCCAGCAGGGACGUGAGGGGUGGAAGGCGGGCGAUAGUGGAUGUACUUCCAACCAGAGUUGUGAUUCGUCGGGUUGCAAUUCCUUUUUCCACUCUGUGCAUGAAUAGGUGGAGCAAAAGCAAAACCCCCAAAGUUGCAUGCAACAGAAACAGAACUGCAGAAACCAAACUGUUUUCACCAAGCAUAUCCCCCACAGACAGCCCUUCAAGAGGAUGGCGACUUGUGCCACAAUUAAGGGAAUCACUGGCCUCCCACAGAUCGACCCUCCCCGAACCUGGCCUGCUUCAGAUGACUUGGAUUACAAACUGCCGAACUCCUGAAAACAGGGCUUGCCGGAAUAGAACCUCUGCCGUUUUUCGACUGUAUCCCCCACUUGGUAUGUUUGUUUUGGGGUUCAAGUCUGUCUUCUCCCCACCUGGUCCCCUUGCUCCCUUCAAAAGUUGGGCCGGGUGGAGGGGGGCAGAACCGGCUGUCUUCAGCGGAAAGGCUUUGGCAAACGGAAGCCGUUUCUGAAAAAGCCAGGGGGGCACUAUUUAUUGACAGAAUCUUUUGCACUUUAAAACCUGACCUCCAAGAGUGCCUGGGCCUGUUCUGUAAGAGUGCGCAAAAUAUGAUUACCGUAAUAAGUAUUGGUGUAGGGGGAAAAAUCAGGCUAUUCCUUAUGAUGC